Molecule: messenger RNA, 1279 nt
Organism: Durio zibethinus
Lineage: Eukaryota; Viridiplantae; Streptophyta; Magnoliopsida; Malvales; Malvaceae
Molecular function (GO): protein binding
Source: RefSeq, a predicted model, not a curated record
AAAAAAAGUUACACCCAAUAGAAAAGGUAAAAUCCUGUCUCCAUGUACAAUAUCCUCUGUUUUGUUCUUCUCUAUUUUGCUCAAGCUCAGGGCCUUACUUCACCGCAGGAUAUUUCAGCUCUCAAAUACUUGAAGGCUUCUAUCAAGCCGAGCUCAAUACCGUCAUGGUCCUGUCUCGCUUCAUGGGACUUCUCCACUGACCCUUGUGCCAUCCCUCGUCGUACCCACUUCACCUGCGGUGUUACUUGCUCGCCUGACUCGACCCGUGUUACCCAAAUCACUCUUGAUCCAGUUGGCUACUCCGGCCAACUUAACCCACUCGUUUCCGGACUCACCCAACUCACCACUCUUGAUCUUUCUGAUAAUAACUUCUUUGGCCCUAUACCCUCUUCUAUUUCUUCUCUCCGUAGUCUACAAAGUUUGACUCUCAAGUCCAACUCGUUCUCUGGGUCAAUUCCUGACUCUAUCACGACCUUCAAAUCUCUUGAAUCCUUGGACCUUUCUCAUAAUUCUCUUUCUGGGCCUUUGCCAAAAACCCUGAACUCGCUUUCUAGUUUGAGGAGACUCGAUCUGAGUUACAACAAACUCACUGGUUUUCUACCAAAACUGCCAUAUAACUUAUUAGAGCUUGCUUUAAGGGGAAAUUCUUUAUCCGGGUAUAUCUCAAAAUCCUCUUUCGAUGGGUUAACUCAGUUGGAGGUUGUUGAACUCAGUGAAAACUCGUUCACUGGGAAACUUGGAGCAUGGUUCUUUCUCUUACCGUCAUUACAACAGGUAGAUUUAGCCAAUAACAGCUUCACACUUGUCGCGAUCUGGAAACCCCCCGGUGGUAACAGCGACCUCGUGGCCGUUAAUCUUGGGUUCAACAAGAUCGAGGGAAACGCCCCUGUAAACUUGGCUGACUAUCCUCUGCUGUCCUCCUUGUCGUUGAGUUACAAUCGCUUACGUGGCGCCAUCCCGUUGGAGUACAGCAAGAAGAAGUCUUUAAGGCGGUUGUUUUUAGAUGGGAAUUUCUUCAAUGGGAAACCUCCGUCAGAGUUUUUCGCCGGCGACAUGUCGGUUUCCGGUAGCUUGGGGGACAAUUGUUUACAGGGAUGUCCAGCAUCAUCUCAGCUGUGCAGUCCUUCGCAGAAACCUUACGCCGUUUGCAAGCAAGCAUAUGGUGGAAAACCAAAGUCUUAGUGUCAGCUUAGUCAUCCUAUGUUUUUCAUUUAAAAAAAAAAUACCUAAUAUAAGCAAUUUCUACUAAAAUAUAUACAUACAUUUUUUUUCUAUAUAU